AUGUUUCCAAAGCCAGUCGGGGUGUUUGGUGGAGUGCCCAAGGCAGUGAAUUCUGGCUUUGUGAUAUUCUUACCAAGCUCCAUGGUCGAUACGUUGAAAGCAUUAUGCCAUAACCUUGACUUUGCGUGGAAUGACCUCGAGUGCUAUGAGAAAGAAAAGGAAAGGAAGAAAAGCCUUUUUCAGCGUGAAAUUCUCGGACUUCAGUUUUUUGAGGCGAAAAUCAAGUGCUUAGGGAGCAUAAUUGUGGAACACGUUCAAGAUUGCUUAAAGCCCCUUGCAGAUAGUGAUGCCGGUAUACUACACUGUUUGGUAACGGUUAGUAGGCAAUGA
Loa loa (African eye worm) is the source of this 330-nucleotide messenger RNA. RefSeq lists its product as hypothetical. The record is from RefSeq and is a predicted model, not a curated record. Lineage: Eukaryota; Metazoa; Nematoda; Chromadorea; Rhabditida; Onchocercidae. The transcript has 2 exons. Bases 1 to 330 code for a protein of 109 amino acids.